AUGUAUUCCACGAUCAUCUCCAUCGCUCUCCUUGCUACGUCUUGCACGGUCGCCGCUGCAAAGCCGACCGUCUACCUCAUCCGACACGGCGAGAAGCCUGCUGAUGGAGGCACCGGACUUAGCGCCCAGGGCGAGGAUCGCGCACAGUGCAUCCGGCAGGUUUUUGGUGCGUUAUCGGGAUACAACAUCGGGUAUAUCAUGGCGAUGACGCCCAAGUCGAAUGGCAAGCGGAACCGCCCAUAUCAGACAGUCCUCCCUCUGGCGCAAGACCUGGGCCUUGAAGUGGACAUCUCCUGCGAUCGCGAUGACGCGGAGUGUGUCAAGGAUGCAGUAGAUGACUAUGACGGCGAGGGGAACGUACUUAUCUGCUGGGAGCACGAUGCGUUGACGGACAUUAUUGAAGAGCUGGGCGAUGACAAUGCCCCUGAGUACCCUGAUGACCGGUACGAUCUGACCUGGACCGAUCCCUCCCCGUACGACCAGAUCACCGCAGAGACAAGCGAGCAGUGUCCAGGCCUGGACAAUUAG
Aspergillus mulundensis is the source of this 528-nucleotide messenger RNA. RefSeq names its product putative phosphoglycerate mutase family protein. Bases 1 to 528 code for a protein of 175 amino acids. The transcript is spliced from 3 exons. Lineage: Eukaryota; Fungi; Ascomycota; Eurotiomycetes; Eurotiales; Aspergillaceae. The record is from RefSeq and is a predicted model, not a curated record.